Messenger RNA from Felis catus (domestic cat), 14626 nucleotides. RefSeq names its product tetratricopeptide repeat domain 28 (gene TTC28). The coding region runs from base 3674 to 10768 and encodes 2364 amino acids. Gene Ontology annotation, molecular function: protein binding. Lineage: Eukaryota; Metazoa; Chordata; Mammalia; Carnivora; Felidae. The transcript has 22 exons. The record is from RefSeq and is a predicted model, not a curated record.
GGGAGUGCCCUUGUUGUGAUGAGCACUGGGUGAUGUAUGGAAGUGUUGAAUCACUGUAUUGUAUGCCUGAAGCUAAUGGGACACUGUGUGCUAACUAUACUGGAAUUAAAAAAAGUAGAACUAGGUGACUGGGAAAUUAAUAGUAAUGUCCUGUAGACAAUUUAAAUAUAUGUACUAAAAAUGUAAAAAUAAAAGAAUGCUGCUUCAAUUAAUGCCCUUUUCCUACCGUGAACACCUUCAGUGCCUUCUAUAGGAUAAAGUCCAAAUUUCUCUGCCUUACAACAUCCCCUACCAUUUGGUUGCAGAAUACCUUACCAAAGUACCUUUUACUUUGUAUAGGACGGAACUGACUUUCACUCAUUCACCCUUUAACACCUACCCCCACACCCACCUGUCCCCAUUCAUUCUUUUUUCCAUUAAAUACUGAGCACUUCUGCUGUGCCAGAUACAACUUGGGGCACAGAAGACUACAAAAACUGAACAAGGCAAAGACUCUGCUUCUAACGUUCUCAUACUUAAGCCUUAUAUUUUAGGCAGGUCAGUAUUGUGUAUCUUGAAUACAUCUUAUAUAUGCUUGUCUCUUUUGUUCAUACUCUUCUCCUUUUCUCUUUCUUUCAUUCAACAAAUAUUUAAUGAUCGCUGAUUGUGUCAGGUAUUUUUCACUGGGUGUUGGUAUUAUAGCAGAGCAUAGUCCCCGCUCCCUUGGAAUUUAUGUUCUUGUGAGAUGAAUAAGACAUUAAGCAGACAAAUAAAAUAUAUGUCAUAAGGGCUGUGAAGUAAAUUGUAGCAGAAUAAGGAAGAUAGAACGUAGUGGUGUGUGGGCCGUGGUGCUAUUAUUUUAGAAGGAAUGGUGAGAGACAGCCUUUCUAAUAUGGUAAUUUGAACAAAGUCCUGAAGGAACCAAGGGAGAGAAACAAGAGGCUAUCUGAAGGAAGAGUGAUUCAGACAGAGGGUGCAACAAGUAUAUGUCCCAAGGGUGCACCCUUGGGACAGUGAGGUGGUCAAUAGAGCAGGAGCGGAGAAAGCGAGCAGGAGAGCGCUAAGAGAUGAGUUCUGAAAGGUAGAAGGGUCCAGAUCCUGAAGAUCAAUUACUGACCAUGGUAAGCACCUUGGCUUUUGGCUCUAGAAUGAGUUGUAUCUCCUCUGAAUGUUUACUUCACAUUCCUUUGUGAAACCUUCCUUGACCAUCCCUGUUGACAAUGAUUUCUGCCUCUAACUCCUGGCACAACUGCUGACCACGUCCUUUGUUGUUUAACUGACUAAGGCAAUGCCUGGUUGUCUUCUUAUGUGUCCUCUGUUUUGUCCUAACUUCUUUGUAACUUCCUCUAGCAUAGGGACUCGUCAUUACACCUUUCUGUCCUAAAUUUUGCUUUGUAUCUAGUGUAUGUUUGUACCUAGUGUAUGUUUGUUUGGUGAGGCUCUUGCUUCAGAGAUCAGCAAUAGGAGUUUGAAAGUGAUGUCUAAGAAAGAAGGGAAAGGACUUGGUGGUUAAAUAUAAGGAAUGAUGUCAAGGUUUUGUUAUCCUGGGAUGAUAACAGUGCUAUGGACAGAUGAAGGAAAGCUAGGAAGAGAAACUGAUUUUGGGGUAGAUAGACGAAUUUGGUUUGCAAUUUACUGACCUUUGCAUGCUAGCAGGGUAACCACAUUAAGCUGUGUAGAAUGAUUUGGGUAUGUCAGAACAUAUACAGAGUAUUGGUGUUAUUUGCUGGUAUUAUUUGACUGCUGACUACUGUAUGUAGUUUCAAGAGCAGGGACAGCCUCCUACUCAUAUUUCUAGUGCCUGGAACAAGGGCUGGCAAAUAAUAGGUGCUUAGGUCAUAGGCACUUAAUAUAGUUCUACUGAGAUGAGAGGUAGCUAUGAUGCACAUUGUCAAUAGCUCAUGGGCCCUGGAAUCACAUUAUUGUGGGUCUGAAUACCAGCCCCAGCACCUUCCGUGCGUUGUGGUCUUGGUUGAGCAUGUGACCCCUCUGAAUCUCAGUGUCCUCAUUUGGAAAAUGGAACGAUAAGACCUUCCCUGCAGGGCUUCAGAUAAUGAAUGUAGGCAUAGAUCCUGGCACGGAGUAGUGGUUUAAGAUACAAUACCUAUUCAUUCAGCUGUAAUUGUUAAUAUUAUUAUUAUAAAAAAGGUAAUGCUUUCACUAUUGAAUUUCAGACUCUUAGGCUUAGAAAAGAUCUCAAAAGUAACCUGUUUCUGAUAACUGUUUUGUGUAUUUUAGUAACAUUUAUAAUCAGAUACGGUUAGUGUCCAAUCUGCAUAGAAUCACCUACAUCAGCCAAUCCUGCCAAUGCAUAUAGAACUCGGACACUAAUAAGUUAAAUGUUGCUGGAACUUGGACUCAUAGUACAUCAGUUACUGUUAUUAUGUACAUUAGUAUUCUAGAAGCUUACACCAGCCAUUAUAUUCCCAUCUAUCAAAAUAGCCUCAUGGUGGGAUAGGACUUGAUAGACAUGUUGGAUGACAAAUAAUAGUGGAAUUACAUAGUAUCUUGCGUUUGGAGAUGUAUCUCCUUAAAUAGGAUGGGAUCAUUUUACAGAAGAUGAAUGAAAUUAGUGCUAGAUUUAGAGAAGCAGAGUUUUUUCUUGAUUAAAUUUUUUUAUUUUUUUAACAUACCUGAAAUCUUUUUUCUUCAGAUCACACAUUGAGAUUUUGUAGCUUUUUGGACUAGAGUCCUUUUCUGUUCCUUUUUUGUUUUCUCUUGAUGUAACUCACAAAUUGAAAUACAUCUUUUGAAAUGGUUUCCUGAUUUUGUAGGUCUCUUCUGGCUCUGAUUCCUUGGGAGCUGCUGGGUGCCUCUCAAACUGUAUGCUUACUUUUUGCUUUGGAGCAGAUGUCGUGGCACUAAGACCCAGAAACCGUUUGCUCUGUGUGGCUGGAGCUGGGCAGGCUGUGCUCACACUGAAGGGAAGGAAGUCAUUAGUGCAGACUGAGCUGUGGAGUUGGGUUCUUGCAGGAUUUCCUUCCAGCCUUUCCCCACUAAGGUUCUUGGGAAUUAAAAAAAAAAAAUCUAAACACACAAACCAAGUUUUCCUAUUUACAGUGUUCAGGGAAGGUAGGCAUUUCGGGAAAGGCAGAUCCUUUCCCCAAGUUAGCCAAGAAGGAAGAAAAAGCAGCGUAAAGAAGCUCUGAUUACAGAUCUUUGGAAUUUUCUUUGCUAAAUUUUACAAACGAGAAAUACACCCAGAAUUUUGGGAGUUGCUCCAGGCUGCGCGUGAGGGUUUGAUUGCUUGUCUAAUCUUUUUUUUUUUGAGAAGAGGAGAAUUCGCCAAAAGGGGUUUGGAUGGCAGGAGCCCGGCUCCGUUUCUGCAGCAGCUCUCGUCCUGAGUCUGUUCUCUGAGGGAGGGUCUCUGCAGCCGGCUUGGAGACCCCCUGCCGCAGGCUCCUUUUGCAGGCGCUUGGCUGGGGUGGGGGAAAAUGCCCCGCUCUGGCAGGAGUACGCUGGUUGCUGCUGGGACUUCCUAGCCCGGUGGGAAGUGUGUUCGUGGUGUGGGGAUACUUUUCAUUGAACUGAAGGCGAAAAGACUGGACUCUCCUGGGCUUUUUCCCUUCGCAGUGAAUAUGGGGAAGAAUUAGGGGGUGGGAGGGAGGCAGCAUGACUUGCAGUCGCGGCUGCCCUGCAUCUGCCCCCAGCCCCCAGCCAGCAUCUUGAUGUUCCACGUAUCGGCUGUACAAAUAUGAUGAAAUGGCAGCCCCGGAAGAAGGCAUACUUCCGACAGGGUGUUGCCCUCCAGUACCUCGGACGUCAUGCCGAUGCCCUGGCAGCCUUUGCAUCUGGACUGGCUCAGGACCCCAAGAGUCUCCAGCUUCUGGUGGGGAUGGUAGAAGCGGCCAUGAAAUCUCCCAUGAGAGACUCCCUCGAGCCCACUUAUCAGCAGCUUCAGAAAAUGAAACUGGACAAGAGCCCCUUUGUGGUCGUAUCUGUGGUUGGGCAGGAACUCCUGACAGCUGGCCAUCAUGGCGCCUCUGUGGUUGUCUUAGAAGCUGCUCUCAAGAUUGGCACCUGCAGCCUCAAACUGAGAGGUUCGGUUUUCUCCGCCCUGAGCAGUGCUUACUGGUCUCUUGGAAACACAGAGAAGAGUACUGGAUACAUGCAGCAGGACUUGGAUGUAGCCAAGACCUUAGGUGACCAGACAGGAGAAUGCCGAGCUCAUGGGAAUCUGGGCUCUGCAUUCUUCUCCAAAGGAAAUUAUCGGGAGGCUCUCACUAACCACAGGCACCAGUUGGUGCUCGCCAUGAAACUCAAGGAUCGAGAGGCAGCUUCAUCAGCCCUGAGCAGUCUGGGCCACGUGUACACAGCCAUUGGUGACUACCCCAAUGCACUGGCCAGUCACAAACAGUGUGUUCUUCUUGCCAAGCAAUCCAAAGAUGAGCUUUCGGAGGCCCGAGAACUUGGCAACAUGGGAGCUGUGUAUAUUGCCAUGGGUGACUUUGAGAACGCUGUGCAGUGCCAUGAGCAGCAUCUGAAGAUAGCCAAGGACCUGGGGAACAAGCGAGAAGAGGCCCGGGCCUACAGCAACCUGGGCAGUGCCUAUCACUACAGGAGAAACUUUGACAAGGCCAUGUCUUAUCACAACUACGUGCUGGAGCUGGCACAGGAGUUGAUGGAGAAGGCCAUUGAGAUGCGGGCCUAUGCCGGCCUGGGCCAUGCUGCCAGGUGCAUGCAGGAUUUGGAGAGAGCUAAACAGUACCAUGAGCAGCAGCUGGGCAUUGCUGAAGAUCUCAAGGACCGGGCUGCAGAGGGGCGAGCGUCCUCCAAUCUGGGAAUCAUACACCAGAUGAAAGGCGAUUAUGAUACUGCACUGAAACUCCACAAGACCCACCUGUGCAUCGCCCAGGAGCUGAGUGACUACGCUGCCCAGGGUCGUGCCUAUGGGAACAUGGGUAAUGCCUACAGUGCUCUGGGCAUGUACGACCAGGCUGUCAAGUACCACCGGCAGGAGCUGCAGAUCUCCAUGGAAGUGAAUGACCGUGCCUCCCAGGCAUCCACACACGGGAACCUGGCUGUGGCUUACCAGGCCCUGGGUGCCCAUGACCGGGCCCUGCAACAUUAUCAGAACCACCUGAACAUUGCUCGGGAGCUUCGUGACAUCCAGAGCGAGGCCCGGGCCCUCAGCAACCUGGGCAACUUCCACUGCUCUCGGGGGGAGUAUGUCCAGGCCGCCCCCUAUUAUGAACAGUACCUGCGUCUCACUCCUGACCUUCAAGACAUGGAAGGAGAAGGGAAGGUCUGCCACAAUCUCGGCUAUGCCCAUUACUGCCUUGGAAAUUACCAGGAGGCAGUAAAGUACUAUGAGCAGGAUCUGGCGCUGGCCAAAGACCUUCACGACAAAUUGAGCCAGGCGAAAGCUUACUGCAACUUGGGCCUAGCCUUCAAGGCUCUGCUGAACUUCAGCAAAGCUGAAGAGUGUCAAAAGUACCUACUGUCCCUCGCCCAGUCCCUGAAUAAUUCCCAGGCUAAAUUUCGAGCCCUAGGGAACCUGGGUGAUAUAUUCAUCUGUAAAAAAGAUAUAAACGGUGCAAUAAAAUUCUAUGAGCAGCAGCUGGGCUUAGCUCACCAUGUAAAGGACAGAAGACUGGAAGCCAGUGCGUAUGCAGCACUGGGCACGGCGUACCGCAUGAUCCAGAAAUACGACAAGGCCUUGGGUUAUCACACGCAGGAACUAGAGGUCUAUCAGGAGCUGAGCGAUUUGUCGGGGGAGUGCAGAGCUCACGGGCACCUGGCUGCUGUCUACAUGGCCCUGGGGAAAUACACAAUGGCGUUCAAGUGUUACGAAGAGCAGCUGGAUCUAGGGCAGAAGCUGAAGGACCCCAGUCUGGAAGCCCAGGUCUAUGGCAACAUGGGCAUCACAAAGAUGAACAUGAAUGUGAUGGAAGAAGCCAUUGGCUACUUCGAGCAGCAGCUGGCCAUGCUGCAGCAGCUAAGUGGAAAUGAGUCUGUGCUCGACAGGGGCCGGGCCUACGGCAACCUGGGAGAUUGCUACGAGGCCCUGGGUGACUAUGAGGAAGCUAUCAAGUACUACGAGCAGUAUCUGUCUGUUGCCCAGAGUCUUAAUCGCAUGCAAGACCAAGCCAAGGCUUACCGGGGGCUAGGAAAUGGACACAGGGCAAUGGGGAGCUUGCAGCAGGCCCUCGUGUGCUUUGAAAAGAGGCUCGUGGUCGCCCAUGAGCUCGGGGAGGCCUUUAAUAAAGCCCAGGCCUAUGGAGAGCUAGGAAGUCUGCACAGCCAAUUAGGGAAUUACGAACAAGCCAUUUCCUGCCUGGAACGCCAACUGAACAUUGCUAGAGAGAUGAAAGAUCGAGCGCUGGAAAGUGACGCGGCCUGUGGCCUCGGUGGCGUUUACCAGCAGAUGGGGGAGUAUGAUACAGCCCUGCAGUACCACCAGCUUGACCUGCAGAUAGCAGAGGAAACCAAUAACCCCACGUGCCAGGGGCGAGCCUACGGGAACCUGGGCCUGACAUACGAAUCCCUGGGCACCUUCGAGAGGGCUGUGGUCUAUCAAGAACAGCACUUGAGCAUCGCGGCACAGAUGAACGACCUGGUGGCCAAGACGGUGUCAUAUAGCAGCCUUGGAAGGACCCAUCAUGCCUUGCAGAACUAUUCCCAGGCAGUAAUGUACUUACAGGAAGGUUUAAGGUUAGCUGAGCAACUGGGCCGAAGAGAAGAUGAAGCCAAAAUUCGCCACGGUCUUGGUCUGUCCCUUUGGGCUAGUGGGAAUCUGGAGGAAGCCCAACACCAGCUCUACAGGGCAUCGGCCUUGUUUGAAACAAUCCGACAUGAGGCGCAGCUGAGCACAGACUACAAACUGUCCCUCUUUGACCUGCAGACUUCCUCCUACCAGGCCUUGCAGCGGGUGCUCGUCAGCCUCGGCCAUCAUGAUGAAGCCCUGGCCGUGGCAGAAAGAGGACGGACGAGGGCAUUUGCCGAUCUUCUGGUAGAACGACAGACAGGACAGCAGGACUCCGACCCGUACUCCCCAGUCACCAUUGAUCAGAUCUUAGAGAUGGUUAAUGGCCAGAGGGCACUAGUGCUUUACUAUUCCCUGGCCGCUGGCUACCUGUAUAGCUGGCUGCUUGCUCCUGGGGCAGGAAUUCUGAAGUUUCACGAACACUACCUGGGUGAUAACACAGCGGAAAACUCCGGCGACUUCCAGACUGCCAGUAGUGCGGCCCUUCCAACAGCCACGAGCUCGGCCCUGGAGCAGCACAUCGCCAGUGUGCGGGAGGCCCUGGGGGUGGAGUCUUACUACUCAAGGCCCUGUGCCAGCAGUGAGACAGAGAGCGAAGCCGGAGACCUCACGGACCAGCAGUUUGAAGAGAUGAACAACAAGCUCAACUCGGUUACCGACCCCACUGGCUUUCUGCGGAUGGUUCGCCGCAAUAACCUCUUUAACAGGAGCUGCCAGAGCAUGACGAGCUUGGUCAGCAACACCAUGUCGCCGAUCAAGGACGGGACCUCCUCUCUCCCCCGGAGGCAGAGCUCGUUCGCCAGGCCCCCGCUCCGCGCUCUGUACGACCUGCUCAUAGCGCCCAUGGAAGGGGGCCUGAUGCACUCCAGCGGCCCCGUGGGCCGGCACCGGCAGCUGGUCCUGGUCCUGGAGGGGGAGCUCUACCUCAUCCCCUUCGCCCUCCUGAAGGGAAGCUCCUCCAACGAGUACCUGUACGAGCGCUUCGCCCUCAUCGCCGUGCCGUCCAUCCGCUCCCUCAGCCCACAGGCCAAGUCUCACCUGAGGAAGAACCCGCCCACGUCCUCCAGCUCCACGUCCAUGGCGGCCGUGGUCGGUAACCCGAAGCUCCCGCCGGCGGUGAUGGACAGAUGGCUGUGGGGGCCGAUGCCGUCGGCUGAGGAGGAAGCCUACAUGGUGUCAGAGCUGCUGGGCUGCCAGCCCCUGGUGGGCAGCGUGGCCACCAAGGAGAGGGUCAUGAGUGCCCUGACCCAGGCCGAGUGCGUCCACUUCGCCACCCACAUCUCUUGGAAACUGUCGGCCUUGGUCCUCACCCCCGGCGCUGACGGCAACCCGGCCGGCGGCAAGAGCUCCUUCGGCCACCCCUACACGAUCCCCGAGUCCCUGCGGGUGCAGGACGACGCCAGCGACGGGGACAGCAUCUCGGACUGUCCGCCCCUGCAGGAGCUGCUGCUCACGGCCGCCGACGUCCUGGACCUGCGGCUUCCCGUGAAGCUGGUGGUCCUCGGCUCCUCUCAGGAGUCCCACAGCAAGGUCACGGCGGACGGGGUCGUCGCGUUGACGCGGGCCUUCCUGGCUGCCGGCGCGCAGUGUGUCCUCGUGUCCCUGUGGCCCGUGCCUGUGGCCGCUUCCAAGAUGUUUCUCCACGCCCUCUACUCAUCCCUGCUGAACGGCCUGAAAGCCAGCGCUGCCCUGGGGGAGGCCAUGAAGGCGGUGCAGAGCAGCAAGGCCUUCUCGCACCCAUCCAACUGGGCAGGGUUCCUGCUCAUCGGGAGCGACGUUAAGCUCAACAGCCCCUCGUCGCUCAUCGGCCAGGCCCUCACGGAGAUCCUCCAGCACCCGGAGCGCGCACGGGACGCCCUGCGAGUGCUGCUGCACCUGGUGGAGAAGUCCCUGCAGCGCAUCCAGAACGGGCAGCGCAACGCCAUGUACACGUCCCAGCAGAGCGUGGAGAACAAAGUGGGCGGCAUCCCCGGCUGGCAGGCCCUCCUCACCGCCGUGGGCUUCCGGCUGGACCCCCCUGCCAGCGGCCUGCCCGCAGCGGUCUUCUUCCCGACCUCCGACCCGGGCGACCGGCUCCAGCAUUGCAGCAGCACGAUCCAGUCCCUGCUGGGUCUGCCCAACCCUGCCCUCCAAGCCCUCUGCAAGCUCAUCACUGCCUCGGAGACUGGCGAGCAGCUCAUCAGCCGGGCUGUUAAAAAUAUGGUUGGAAUGCUCCACCAGGUGCUGGUUCAGCUGCAGGCGGGCGAGAAGGAGCAGGACUUCGCCUCGGCCCCCAUCCAGGUGUCCAUCAGCGUCCAGCUGUGGCGGCUCCCGGGCUGUCAUGAGUUCCUGGCGGCUCUAGGGUUCGAUCUCUGUGAAGUGGGUCAGGAGGAAGUAAUCCUGAAAACCGGGAAACAAGCCAACCGGCGAACCGUGCACUUUGCCCUGCAGUCUCUGCUCGCGCUCUUCGAUUCUACCGAGCUGCCCAAGCGCCUCAGCCUCGACAGCUCAUCCUCCCUGGAGUCUCUGGCCUCGGCCCAGUCCGUCUCCAAUGCCCUGCCCCUCAGCUACCAGCACCCGCCCUUCUCCCCCACCGGUGCGGACAGCAUUGCCUCGGACGCCAUCUCCGUGUACAGCCUGAGCUCCAUCGCCUCCUCCAUGAGCUUCGUCUCCAAGCCCGAGGCGGGAUCGGAAGGCGGGGGCCCCCGCGGCCGGCAGGACUACGACCGGUCCAAGAACGCCUACCCGCAGCGGUCCACCCUGCCUCGGGGCCAGCUGUCCCCCCAGACCCGCCCUGCGGGCGGCAAAGAUGAAGAAGAAUACGAGGGCUUCUCCAUCAUCAGCACCGAGCCGUUGGCGGCCUACCCGGAAAACCGGAAGCUGCGCUUCUCGCCGGAUCACAAGCAGUCGCGAGUGGGGACGGCCGGGGGCGUGAAGGUUUCGGUAAGCUCCAAGGGCAGCGUGAGCACACCCAACUCUCCGGUUAAAAUGACUCUGAUUCCCAGCCCCAACUCUCCCUUCCAAAAGGUUGGCAAACUAGCAAGUUCAGACACGGGAGAAUCGGACCAGUCGAGCACAGAAACCGACAGCACCGUGAAAUCCCAAGAAGAGAGCAACCCAAAGCUGGAUCCACAAGAGUUGGCCCAGAAAAUUCUAGAGGAGACGCAAAGUCAUCUCAUCGCCGUGGAGCGGCUGCAGAGGGGCGGCGGCCAGGGCAGCAAGAACAGUCACCCAGAGGACGGCGGCGGCCCCGGGCCCAACGGCGGGGCCGUCUUCAGGGCGUCAGAGACCAGCGCGUUCAGCAGGCCUCCCCUCUCGCACCCCAAGGGUCAGCCGUCACCGGUCGCUGCUAAACCAAAGCCCCCAGCCAGAAGCUCGUCCCUCCCCAAGGUGAGCUCAGGGUACAGCAGCCCCACCAGCUCGGAGGCGUCCGUCAAAGACAGCCCGAGCCAGCACGGGGGUCGGCCGUCGCCCGGCGCGGACUCCCACACCUCCCUGCCCGACCAGCCUCUCUUUAAACUCAAGUACCCCAGCUCUCCUUACAGUGCUCACAUUUCCAAGUCGCCGAGGAACGUGUCCCCCAGCUCCGGCCAUCAGUCUCCUGCCGGGAGCGCGCCGUCCCCGGCCCUCUCCUACUCGUCGGCCGGUUCUGCCCGCUCCAGUCCCGCCGACGCCCCCGACAUAGACAAACUGAAGAUGGCAGCCAUCGACGAGAAGGUGCAGGCCGUGCACAACCUGAAGAUGUUCUGGCAGAGCGCACCCCAGCAUUCCGCGGGACCAGUGAAAAUAUUCCGGGGCCCCCCUGGGACGAUGACUUCCAAAAGAGACGUCCUCAGUCUCCUAAAUUUGUCUCCUCGGCACAACAAGAAGGAGGAGGGAGUGGACAAGCUGGAGCUUAAGGAACUGUCCAUGCAGCAGCCUGGAGAAACGCCACAAAAAGCGCCUCCCAACGGCCACUGGCGCACGGAGACCACGGCACUGGGCACGCUGCCCCUGCCCGCCGGCCCGCCCGCACCGGCUCCCGCCCGCCCUUUCAGACUUCCCUCUGGCAACGGCUACAAGUUUCUGUCCCCGGGGAGAUUCUUCCCCUCCUCCAAAUGCUAGAGCGCGUCUCACAGCCGCGGGCUCCGGCUGCAGCAGCCGCGGAGACAGGCGCACGCUCACGGGCCCACGCCCGCACUCUGAGCGCGGUGGCCCCACCAGCCACGUCUCGUUGGGUGCUCCCUCGGGGCGUGGGCCGCCGCCACACCCCCCGCGCCCCCAUCCACGCGGCCGGCGGCCACCCUGGGCCAGAGCCACCACAAGCCAGAACUUCCCGUGGUGUCGGUACCGGAGGCUCGUGGAAUCUUCUACAUGCUUCACCCAAUGUUUACCUUGAACUCCCUGCUUCUCAUCUCUGAUGUGACUCUUCCACAGGAUUUUUUUUUUUACAAAACGGUCAUGGUUCUGGGUGGGGAGAGGAAAGGGAGCACAUAUUUUGCUAAGAGGCAUAUAUGCAGUACCUUUUAUACACAAAUACAAAUAGAGCUUUUUUAAAAGGCUUUCAGGUGCUGGUUGGGGGAGGGAUAUAUAAAAUCUAAGUUGAAUUCUACAUGAAAGUGUGAUAUUAGCCAAAAACAGAAUGGUUUUUAAAAUGCCAAUGAUUUGUAAUUAAACUGUAGCAAUUCUGGUCGAAUGAUCGCAUAACAUCACAGUAGCAAUGCAAUAAACUCACUGUCCAACAGCACUUCCGUCCUGAACUCCACAAACGUCCUUGGGGCCCCACUGUCAACCAAACUUGAAUUUUCUAAAAAAAUUUUAUGUAACUCUCUUCUCCAGGCAUUUUAGAACUAUGCAAUUGUGAUUUAAAAUGCAACUUUGUGCUUUGAAAACAUUAUUGACCUUUUUUGUACAUGGAUAAACAACUUGGUUUUAUUAUCGAUAGUACUUUGCAUUUAUAGCUAUUAUUUUUAAAAAGCUCAAAUUUUUUAAAAUGUCAAAUUUUGAAUAGUCAUCAGUAAGUAAUUAUCAAGUUUGCGGGGGAGGGGGGAGGUUGAAAUUAUUCAGUUUCCUUGUAAGCAAAAAAAAACAAAAAAAAACAAAAAAAAACAAAAAAAAAAAACACAGCUAACUAGAUUUAACCAGAAUGGAACUUCCAGCUCCUAUUCCCUUCGGCAGCUGCUUUAAUUUUAUUCUCUUUUCCCAACUCCAGGCCUCUGCCACCUCUCCCAUCUAGAGCUAUUCCCGGGCUCCUGCAGCCCCAGCUCCCCAUGUCUGUGAGCGGCACCCUCGGUGUAGCGGGGACCGCCCCCUCCCCCCCCACCCCCCCACCCCGACAUUACACUUUAAUGUCCACAGCCUAAGAAUGGGGGGGGGGCGUGGCUUUUGCUGGGAUUUACAUCCAAACGGUUGCUGAGCAGGGAAAUAGACAUUCCUGAAAGUGUUGUCCUGAACAAACAGGGUAGGCAUCUCCAACAGCCGUGACCUUAUGCCCAGGUUCUCGUCAGCAAGGCUGUGACAAAAGACAGUCUAGGUGGGGGUAAGCAUUGACUUCUAAAGAAAGAGAUGAAAUGCUAAAAAUCACACUAGGACCAACUUUAGUUGGAGAAUUCGAAUACACCUCUUUUACAGAAUUCUAAAAUUAAAAUCCUCCCGCCCUCCCCGUGGGGAGUGUCACACUGAGGUGGGCGGCCGCUGGGCCCGCGACACCUGGAGUGGACGUGAGAGGCGUGGCGGGAGGGGCGCCAACAUUAAGACCCCCAAGUAGAGUCUUUAGCCUCAGGUAGGAUCUCACUUUCUCAGCACACACUGACCGCUUGCCCUGUCACUCGGUGAACCCUGAAGAGAGGGAAGGAGACUAUUUCCUCGGCGAGUUACUCCCCCCUGAGCCCCAUCAUAGGGCCUUUUUCGCCUUCACCCCGACAGACAGCAAGGGUGUCCCGUUCGCACCCUGACCCCGACACUGGAAGACAGACACUUCACGAAGAAGCAAUCACGAGGUUCUUGGUGUCAGGAGGGAAAAACCAAACGGUAAUAGAAGUCCCAGAGUAGCCAAUGAAAGCAAGUUCAUAGCACUGUGCAUUUAGAUAGUGAAAUCAGGUCCCCACAACAAACACAACACCUCAGAGUAAAUUUCUGAAUCCCGAUGUAGAUAGUCAGGCGGUUCCUUUCUUAGCCAUCUCCGCCCUUUCCCAAGUGCCGAGCGGCCCCGGAGGACCGGCCUGGGGUGUGUGCUCCCCGUGUGAGCACACGCACCCCUGUCCACCUCCAGUGCACGCCCCCUACCACCCAGACCACUUCCCGUGGUGAUCGAGCCGGCUAGGAGGUCUCGUGGACCCUGACCCGGUGUUAGUCGUAACCACACUAUUGUUUUAGGUUUCGUGUCGAAAAACCAAAUGGUGUACGUGACCUUUUUUUUUUUUUUUUUUUCCGGUCCUAGAGAUAAGCUUCAGUGAAGGAAAGCUUAACAUGAUGAAACAAUAAGGACCAACCUAAAAAUCACUGUAGAAUCGCCACUUGCUUAUGUUUACUGUCUUGGUGUUUUCUUUAUGAGUGAAAUGGAUGUCAAGUCACAGGAGAUUUUUCAGGCUCCUCCAUGGAAAAAAAAAAAAAAGUAUGCACUUAAAAGUUAUGUGAGACUGUAUAAUUCACAGAUUUCUUUGUACAGAUCAGGGGUUCGCAGACCGUGACCCACAGGCUGAAUCUGGUCGGAGGCCUCGUUGUUUAUAGCCAUGAGAUAGCAAUGGAUUUCACAUGUUUAAAUAGUUAUAGAAGUACCUCCAUAAUAUUCUCGAUUUUGCCUCUUGGCCCACAAAGCCUACCAUACCGGAUGCCUGACCUUUUAAGAAAAAGUGUGCUGACUCCUGGUGCAGGAGACAGAAAACACAAUUAGAAUGUUUUGUUUCUACAGUGUAGGGAACGUGAGUGUCGAGUCGUGGAUAAAGUUGGCAUGCAUGGGAACCCUGAGCCAUGGGGUAGAAGCAAAGGACUCCCGCACAGUCCGUGGCUCUUUGCCCCGCUUGGAAUGAUUCAACGGCUGUGGGUAAAAUGAACAAAACCAUCUUUUCCUUACCGUGUGCAGAAAGCAUUGGAUACGUUUCGUUUUCAGCUCAGGAAACUGGAAUGUCCUGCCCCCAUCCUCCUCCAUCAGAUGCAGAUACACUGAGCACAAGCAAUAAAAUCUCCCUCCUUGGCAUGACCACAAAGCAAGGGGUAGAUCCCAUCUGAAUUCUCACCGGUUGGCGAACUUGUUAAUAACCAAGUCAAAACACCAGGACAAAAUGAGCUACUGAAACUUAACGUUUUGAUCCGCCUUAGCGCGUAGUGAAACGAAAAUGUUGUCACUUCAUCCUGUUUGAAAAACAUCGUGGUCCACUCUGAUCCUCGCUGGGUCUCAGCAGGACACACUGUCCUUGUCCCGCUCUGCCGUCCCAGUGAAUCUCGGUAAGUGGUCAUUGCAGCAAGUCCCCAGCACACGCCCGACCCUCCCCCCCCCACCCCACCCCCACCCCCGACCCCCCUGCCACCUCCCACCACCACUUGGUUAGUUACUGCUCAGUGUGGAAGAAAUAGGGCGCGGUACUCUGGUUGCUUUCAGUAAGGAGGCAGAGGGUGAAAACUGUGUCAUGUUCAUCACACAUUUUGUUGUUUCACCUGAAAGGAUUGUUCACGUGGUUUGUGAGCUGGGCCCUUGCUUGUCACGGUUCUUUCAAAGAUGUGAGGACACAUGCCGUCACCUCUCCCCGCCUCAGACGCCUUCCCUGCUUGGCACUCGCCCCCCACCCCCUUGUAUGCCGUGUUAGCCAUCCUUGGCCUAGAGGGACUUUUUUUUUUUGUAAAUUAGUUUCCAGAUGGCAUUAAACUUUUUAUAUUACGAAAUUUACCAUGUAAAAAGAACUUCAUAUUUUUAUUGAGAUUGUUAAGGCACUUGGCCUUCCUUUGUGAUUUCAGUGUCUAUUAAAGCAUGAGUUCCCACGGUUUUAA